UUUAUAGGUCGUAUAAAUUGAUAACCUCAUACAUAAGUGGAUUUGCGGGUUAGCCACUUAUGUUCAUCAGUGAAUAAUCUUUUUAUACAUCGAAUAAAUUGAUAAUCCGAUAUAUAAGUGAAUUUGUGGGUUAGUCGUUGGGUGAGCCACCACCCGGCUCUGCCACUAUAAAAUCUCCCGAGGAAGAUGACGAGGAGUCAGUCAACAGUUGACUAGCUGUUCGAUUCGGCCAUGGCCACCGAGCUCACUGAGUACUUGCUGCUCCUGCCGCUUCUCGUCGUACCGCUCCUCUACCUCGCGGCGUCGUCGUCGCGGAGGUCGGGGAGGCUGCGGCUGCCGCCGGGGCCGUGGGCGCUGCCGGUGAUCGGCCACCUGCACCACCUCGCCCUCGCCGGCGCGCCCACGCACCGCGCCAUGCGCGACAUGGCGCGGCGCCACGGCCCGCUCAUGCUGCUCCGCUUCUGCGAGCUCCCCGUGGUGGUGGCCUCCUCGCCGGACGCCGCCCGCGAGAUCAUGAGGACGCACGACGUCGCGUUCGCGUCGCGGCCGAUCGGGCCGAUGCUGCGGCUCGUGUUCCAGGGCGCCGAGGGCGUGAUCUUCGCGCCCUACGGCGACGGGUGGAGGCAGCUCCGCAAGAUCUGCACCGUCGAGCUCCUCAGCCACCGCCGCGUCCACUCCUUCCGCCCCGUCCGCGCGGACGAGCUCGGCCGCCUCCUCCGCGCCGUGGCGGAUCAGGCCGCGUCGUCGUCGUCCUCGCCGGUGAACCUCACCGGGAUGAUCUCCGCCUUCGUCGCGGACUCCACGGUGCGCGCCAUCAUCGGCAGCCGGAGCAGGCACCGCGACACGUUCCUGCGGCUAGUGGAGGACGGGCUCAAGAUCAUGCCGGGGAUGAGCUUGCCGGACCUGUUCCCCUCGUCGCGCCUCGCCAUGCUCCUCAGCCGCGUGCCCGCCAAGAUCGAGCGCCGCCGCCGCGGCAUGAUGGGCUUCAUCGACACCAUCAUCCAGGAACACCAGGAGAGCAGAGCCGCCGCCGAAGACGAGGACCUUCUCGACGUGCUCUUGAGGCUCCAGAAAGACAUGGACUCCCAGUAUCCCCUCACCACCAUGAACAUCAAAUCCAUCUUGAUCGACAUGUUCGGCGCGGGCAGCGAGACGUCAGCGACGACGCUGCAGUGGGCGAUGGCGGAGCUGAUGCGUAACCCGGCGGUGAUGCGCCGGGCGCAGGACGAGGUGCGGCGAGAGCUCGCCGUCGCCGGCAACGACAGGGUAACCGAGGACACCCUCCCGAGCCUCCACUACCUCCGGCUGGUCAUCAAGGAGACGCUCCGGCUCCACCCGCCGGCGCCGCUGCUCCUGCCGCGGGAGUGCGGCGGCGCGUGCAAGGUGUUCGGCUACGACGUGCCGGCCGGCACGAUGGUGCUCGUGAACGCGUGGGCGAUCGGCCGGGACGCGGCGGCGUGGGGCGCCGCGGCGGAGGAGUUCUCGCCGGAGAGGUUCGAGCGGUGCGAGAGGGACUUCAGGGGGGCGGACUUCGAGCUCAUCCCGUUCGGCGCCGGGAGGAGGAUCUGCCCCGGCAUGGCGUUCGGGCUGGCGCACGUCGAGCUCGCGCUCGCCGCGCUGCUGUUCCACUUCGACUGGAGGCUGCCGGGAGGGAUGGCCGCCGGCGAGAUGGACAUGACGGAGGCGGCCGGGAUCACGGUGCGCCGCCGUUCGGACCUACUGGUGUUCGCCGUGCCCCGUGUCCCCGUGCCAGCGCAGUAGACAGCUGGUGUUAUCUUAUCUAAGCCAAUAUGAGUAAUCGCAAUUAAUGGCAGAAUUUACCGAUAAUGGCCGUCUUUAGAUUAUUUUUUUUCUAAAAAGGUCACAUCGAAUGUUGGACA
Messenger RNA from Oryza sativa Japonica Group (Japanese rice), 1880 nucleotides. RefSeq names its product desmethyl-deoxy-podophyllotoxin synthase. The record is from RefSeq and is a predicted model, not a curated record. NCBI's taxonomy places the organism in Eukaryota, Viridiplantae, Streptophyta, Magnoliopsida, Poales, Poaceae. Gene Ontology annotation, molecular function: monooxygenase activity; oxidoreductase activity, acting on paired donors, with incorporation or reduction of molecular oxygen; heme binding.